AUGUAUGCCAUCUCCCAAAAGGAAGCUUACGAAUGGACCACUGCUACCUUUGCUGCCGAUCCAAAUUCAUCCAGUUUUCAUAGGUGGCUCAACGCAAACAAAGUGGUGAUUGGCUCCAUUCCGAAAUUCAAGUUGGGUGACGACAUCUAUUCCUGGGCGACUCUAUUCACAAUUUGGUUCCGGAAGAGCACCGUUUCAAUUUCACCGAGGUUUGGCUCACACCGGAUGCCUUUAGAUAAAGAAUACAUUACUAAAUUGGAUGAGAAAGAACAAGCUAUAAUGCUUCGUCUAUAUAAUUGUGAAGAUUCAUGUUACUUUUGUAAAGAAAAGGUAUCUAUGCAUACCUUUAUCAAUCAUUUUAUCAAAUGUUUCAUAAGUAACAUCAAAGUCUUACGAGGAUACUAUCAAGAAGUCUAUGGUAUCGAUAUUGAUUCUAAAAUUGAAAAUAUUUUAGGUUUAGAGAUGAUAGGUUUAUCUAAACAAAUACAUGAUUCAUCAUCAUCAUCAUCUCCGGCCAAUAUUAAUAAUCCACUUCAAUCACAACCAAAUGUCAAUACUAUUGGAAAGAUCGGGGAAUUAGUAGCACCUAAACUGAAUACAAGCAAUACAGGUACUGCUUGUGUUUUUUCGAAUUCUAAUGAAGAUUCCAACAGUUGUAAUAAAAAACCAUAUCGUUAUAUUCUAAAGGUUUUGGAUGUCUCUUACCACUUGUGCACUUACUAUCAUCUCAAGAAUAAUGGUGAGAAUCUAGCCAAGAUAUUAGGAAUAGCCGAAGACGUCGCUCCUCAUAGCACAGGUACUAAAGAUCACAUCUGUCAUCUCUGUUUAUCAAAGUGUACAGAGGCAAUUAAGCUUUUCAGUAAGAAGAGCAACCAUACUAUUUAUUUUUGUAAGUUGCAACAUUUGAACGACCUGGUCGUUGCAAUUACAUCCAAUCAAGAGGAUGCUGAUAUCGUCGAGAAAAAAAAUCGAUGGAGUCAAUUUAUUUCAAAGUCGCUUGUUGUCAACGAUGAUAAAGGCACCACAGCGGAGAAAGCCAAAGAGAAACAGAAAGUUGAACCUGUCGUUGCUACAUCUGUAAACAAACCAAAGUCUACUACAAAAACAAUCAGAGAUGCUCAAAGUGAUGCUGCACCAACAAUAAAGAAAAGGAGAGCUAGUGAGGAAGCAGAAAAGAAAAUCUCACAAAUCAUUAAAGCUAAACUUAAUAAAUAG
This is a messenger RNA of Heterostelium album PN500, 1215 nucleotides long. RefSeq lists its product as uncharacterized. The record is from RefSeq and is a predicted model, not a curated record. Lineage: Eukaryota; Evosea; Eumycetozoa; Acytosteliales; Acytosteliaceae. The coding region runs from base 1 to 1215 and encodes 404 amino acids. The transcript has 3 exons.